AUGUUUAUUGAAAGCAUGAACAUGAACAAAUGUUUCUUCUAUCCACAACAUUUAAUGCUGUUUGCCGCACUACUGGAAAUGCCGUAUUCACUACCAGCAGCAUACUUGCAAUGCAAAGAAAUACUGAUUGUUCCCUCUGCGAAAGGCCUUUUUUCGGACUGCUCUCGUUGUUCCUUCCUAACCAUAUUUUAUGCGAAAUAUCCCUUAUCCGUCAGAUAUCCUGCCUAUAAGACUUCAGCUAGGAUGGCCAACCUCAAUUCUACCACAAGACAUCAACAAGCCUUGGAACUUGCACCGCUGCUUCUUUGCACCGAGCCUGAUUGCUACUACAUGGUUUUCAAGACUCCAGGAACUAUGGACUGCACGUUGUGCGACUUUACCCAUGUCGAUCAAGCAAGCUGGAGCGCCCGGAAUCUCCCUGCUAUAUUUUACGAACACGACCCCACGGCGAAUGUCCAAGCAAAUGUGCCUCCCAUAUGGACUUCCGCAAAAGUAUUUGGGAACAGCAUCAGGCACUUUCCUGUUCUCCCUUGGCACAUAUCGUCCAAGGUGGAGGGAUGGCGUCUCGAAGCAUGGUUUCGUACCGACAGUCGAAUCACGCCAUAUGAUAUUAUGGACCGUAUCCAUCCCGACUACAAACACGAGGUUUCCGUUGAAAUCCUCUGCCAACGCCGAGAGUCCUUCCUGUACCAGUUCCACUCCAACCAUUGGGAACCGCCUCUGGACGAAGCGCCUAUGGCAUACCAGACAGUUCGAAAUGAUGGAGUCAGGAGAUAUGACCGGAAUGAAAUACUUAAUUACACAAGCGGAUUAACUGGCAAUUCAAAUUUCAACCAAGAGAAUGGCAGCGUCCUUCCGCCAAUAGCAGAUCCUUUCAGAAAUGUAGCCCAGUUGGGGCAGCAAGUGGUUCAAACUGACGGCCCUCCCCCUGUCGCAAACUUGUACUCAAAUCGACUUGUGCCGCCUCGCGAUUCAUAUUACCGCCAAAGAACUUUGCUGCCGCUAAGGACCAGCGGGAUACGUAUAUUGAAUAAUGAAGACAUAGAGUCGCGCGAGCUGUCCCUUCUGCUGCCUAAUACUUCGGACGAAAAUCAGGGAUAA
Messenger RNA from Aspergillus puulaauensis, 1101 nucleotides. RefSeq lists its product as uncharacterized. Bases 1 to 1101 code for a protein of 366 amino acids. The record is from RefSeq and is a predicted model, not a curated record. Lineage: Eukaryota; Fungi; Ascomycota; Eurotiomycetes; Eurotiales; Aspergillaceae. The transcript is spliced from 4 exons.